Messenger RNA from Exophiala oligosperma, 1306 nucleotides. RefSeq lists its product as uncharacterized. The record is from RefSeq and is a predicted model, not a curated record. Lineage: Eukaryota; Fungi; Ascomycota; Eurotiomycetes; Chaetothyriales; Herpotrichiellaceae. The transcript has a single exon. Bases 410 to 1306 code for a protein of 298 amino acids.
CCCCGGACUCUUACCACGCCUGGUUGUGGGUUGCAGGAGGGGGGGAGAGCAGCACAGGACAAAUCGGAUUUCGGUGGAGCAGUUGGUGUAUACUCUACGUGCAAGGCUGGUACGACGACAUCUGAACCCUUGGACUGGGGAUGUCUUCCCUGGUCAGUCGGCACACACUGUGUACGAAGGCGGCAGCUCUCCCUCUCAUAUCCCGGACGGGGGCCGGACUGAUCGACAGCACUCACAAUCACACCUUGAAAAACGAAAUGCUGUCCAAUAUCAUCUUCCUCAGUUUUAUCGUGACCGACACGAAUAGCGCGGUUGGAAAGAGGGCUCGUCUAUAAUCACAGUCGUCUCCGGAUUACCAACAAAGCAUUACAAAGAUUCCGUUGCUUGUACUGCGAAUCCGGUCUAAAUCAUGGGCACCGAGAAUGUUGCCACCAUGUCGGACGGCGUGCAAAUUCCAUACCUCAUCGACGGCAAUCCAGAGCCCAAUGCACCAUUGAUAGUGCUCUGCAAUCCCAGUCUAGUCGAUUAUUCCUUCUGGGACGAGUUCCUGACUCUAUUCCGCGCGAAACCCCAGAGCGAACCCUACCGCUUUCUACGAUACAACAAUCGCGGCCGAGUCCCCAACAACACCAACACUACAAAUGCGCCACUGACGCUAGACCGCCUUACGGAAGAUGUGGUCGCGAUCCUGGACACCAUAAACGUCGACAAAGCCAUGGCCAUGACAGGAAUCAGCCUCGGAGGCUUGACCGUCGUCAACCUAGCUCGCAAGUAUCCCGGCAGAGUAGGUGCCGUGAUGCCUUGUGAUUUCUUCCCGGAGAGUCCGCCGAGCAAUCCGGCCGUUUGGAACAGUCGCCUCGAUAUAGCCAGGAAGGAUCCUCUAAGCCCUCGAGAUGCGGACGGCGUGCGCAUUUGUGGCAGCGACUUGGCAAAGGUGACUGUCGAGCGGUGGCUGUCUCCUAAGAGCGUGAACGGCGGUUUGGAGAAAUCCAAGAUUGAUGGGCUGGUAAAGAUGGUGGAGGAGAACAGACUCGAUGGCUUCGUUAGCAUUGUCGAGGCUGUAUCGUGUUAUGAUCUUCGGGAGGGACUGGCUGAGGCUACGAUCCCGGCGGUUCUGGUGGCAGGAAGAGAUGACGCGCCUGUGUUAGCGCCGAUGAAGGACAUGGCGGGUGUCUAUGGUGAUGGUGCUGGCGCCGAGUUCAAGAUCAUUGAGGAUGCUGGUCAUUUGCCGGUUGUAGAUCAGCCGGAGGAGUUUGUUGGGAUCUUUGCGGAGUUUUUGGAGGUGACUUUAGUCCAGUCGCAGUAG